AUGUCCAGGAGAGGAACUGCAUUCACCAAAGAGGAGGACUUGGUGGUGUGUUCGGCAUUUUUGAAUAUUAGCAAAGACCCUAUUACUGGUGUGAAUCAGACUUCAGGUGGUUAUUACAAGAGGAUGCAUGAUUAUUUCAAUGAGCAUAAGCCUGAAGGGUCCAACCAUAGCCAGAUUGCGAUUCAGCAUAGGUGGGCAUUGAUUCAGAAAGCAAUGAACAAGUUCUGUGGGCACAAAGAAGCUAUUGAUAGGCUGAAUGAGAGCGGAAAAAAUGAGCAGGAUCAGAUUGAUGAUGCUGUACAAAUGUACGAGAGGACAGAACCUUUUACCAUCAUGCAUUGCUAG
Molecule: messenger RNA, 345 nt
Organism: Miscanthus lutarioriparius
Lineage: Eukaryota; Viridiplantae; Streptophyta; Magnoliopsida; Poales; Poaceae
Source: the annotation of a GenBank genome assembly